This is a messenger RNA of Aureococcus anophagefferens, 5793 nucleotides long. RefSeq lists its product as hypothetical. The record is from RefSeq and is a predicted model, not a curated record. NCBI's taxonomy places the organism in Eukaryota, Pelagophyceae, Pelagomonadales, Pelagomonadaceae. Gene Ontology annotation, molecular function: protein-arginine omega-N monomethyltransferase activity. The transcript is spliced from 5 exons. Bases 1 to 5793 code for a protein of 1930 amino acids. Gene Ontology annotation, biological process: peptidyl-arginine methylation; protein homooligomerization.
AUGGUGGACAGCAGCCCCGGACAGCAGCCCCUAGCCGAGCUCGUCUGCACAUACGAGGGCGCGCCGGGCGGCUUCGCGCUCAAGAUGCGGCUGCCGCCGAGGACAACGGCCGGCAAGGUCGUCGACGGCUACUGCAAGCAGUACGCGAAGAAGGGCCACGGCGCGCUCGCGCCCCAGGCCCUGGUCCUCGACUGCGACGGCGUCCACCUGCCGCGCGAGGCCGCGGUGCCCGCCGGCGCGCGCGUCGCCGUCGUCCGCGCCGGCGGCGCGGCGGUGUCCGCGUCGUGGCCGGCCGCGGACCGCGUCUUCGACGCCGCGGCCGAGGCCAGCGCCGCGCUGAGCGCCGCGGACGCGUUCGAGGCGAAGAUCGCCCGCGCGGAGCGCUGCGGCGACUACGCCGGGGCCGUGCACUACUACGGCCGCCUGCUCGCGGCCCUGCGCCGCGGCGCCGGCGCCGGGAGCGCGGACGUCGCGCGGCGCGCGAGCGCCGCCCGCCGGAGCUGCCUCGUCGACUUCGCCAAGGCCGUCGUCUACGCCGCGGAGCUCGACCACGACACGCCCGAGGACCUGGACCCGGCGCUCCUGCGGCCGGCCUUCUGCACGCGGGCGACGAUCGCGGAGGCCCGCGAAGCCUGCGGCGACAAGGCGUCGCCGACGGAGAGCCGCGAGGCCCUCGUCGCGUCGCGCGAGGCGCCCUUCCGCCCCCUCGUCCGGGCCAUGCUCGACGCGUUGGACAGGCGCAACGAGGUCCUGGCGCCGGCCUUCCGGCAAUUGGACGUCGCGCGCGCGCCCUGGGUGCGAGCCGCGGCGGCGGCCGCGGCGCGCGCCGCGCCCGGCGCGGUCGUCGUCGCCCUCGGCGGCGGCCUCGGCGAGACGGCGCGCGCGGCGUCGGCGACCGCGGCGCGCGUCGUCGUCGUCGAGGAGAACCGCUACGCGCGGCGCGCGCUCGAGAAGAAACUGCCGGGGUGCGAGGUCGUCGCGCCGCGGGACUUCGCCGGCGUCGCCUGCGACGUCCUCCUCGCCGACGCCCUCCUCGCGCCGGGCCUGCUCGAGCUGCGCCUCGUGCCGCGGCUGCGCGCCGCGCGGAAGCUCGUCUCCGCGACGACGACGAUUCUGCCGAGGACGGCGACGUUGCGAGCCGCGCUCGCGUGGAUCGGCUGCGGCGAGGUGCCGUCCUUCGCGGCCGCGCAGCGCGGCGCCGGCGCCCACCCGACCCCGGCCAACCUCGCGGCCUACGACCUCAGCGUGCUGGACAACGCGCGCUGGGCGCCGCACCCGGCGUCGGGCCCGCCGGACAUCGUGCGCAACGACGCGCACGCCCGCGUGUCCCGCGCCGUGACCGUCGUCGACGUCGACCUCAUGGCGAUCCUGCGCGGGGCGCCGCUUUCGACGCCGGGCGCCGUCGCCUUCCCCUGGCUCGACGGGGCGGAAUUCGCGAACGCGGUCGUCACGUGGGUCGACGCGUACGAGUCCGACGGCGAGGCCUUCGCGAGCGUCCAGUACGUGGAGCCCUUCCGCGCCGCGGGCCGGGAAGCCGUGCUGCCCUGCGCCGCGUCGUCGACGCGUUUGUGGUUCGAGGCGCCGGAGCGCGGCGGCGUCGUCUUCCGCCGGCCGGGCGCCGGAUGCGACGUGCCCUGGGGCCUGUUCCGCGCGAACGAGUGGCACUUCGGCAUGGUCCGCGACGGCGUGCGCAACGGCGCCUACGAGCGCGCGAUCCGGAAGACGCUGGCGGCGCAGCCGCGCGCGCGAUUCAUGGACAUGGGCGCGGGCUCCGGGCUCCUGUCGAUCAUGGCCAGGGCCGCGAGCGAAAACGCGACGGUGCUCGCCGUGGAGAUGGACAAUGCUUUAAGCCGCGUCGCGGCGUCCCUGGCGACGGACGACGCGGGGCCCAGCGGCGCGAAGACGCCGCUCUCGUUGAAGCCGGGCGCGUCCGCGGUCUACGGCGACAAGAUCGAGACGCUGCCCGGGAAGAUCGACGGCGCCUUCGACGUCUUCUGCGCCGAGCUCAUGGACACGAGCGGCCUCGGCGAGGCGCUCCUGCCCCUCAUGCACGGCGCCCUGGAGCGCUUCGCGGCGAAAUCCGUGAAAACGAUCCCGCACCGGCUCCGCGUCUGGGCCGCCCCUUUGCAGCUCGACGCCGUCGUCGGCGAGGGCGAGCGUGUGCCCGACCCGCACUGGCUCCCCUUCUGCGAGGAGGGCAAGUACGUCGACCUCUACCGGUCGCGGUUCUCGGUUUUGACGCGCGAGGCGUGCGUGCUGGACGCGACGUGCGGUUCGACGCCGCCCGCGGCGGCGCUGCACCUCGACCUCGGCGCCGAGGUCGCCGGCACGUGCAACGGCGUCGCGAUCUACUGGGACGCGGACCUCGUGGAGGGCGCGGACGACGACUGCACGCUGACGAACGCGCCGCACAAGGAGCCGACGUGCUGGCUCCACUCGUUCCACGCGCUGCCGCCGCGGCGCGUCGCCCCCGGCGGCGACCCCCUCCGCAUCUCGAUCGCCUUCGACGCGGCCCUGCCCCGCGCGCCCGAAGUCGCGUGGACGGCCGACGACCGCGCGCCGCGCUCCGUCGUCCGCACGCGCGCCUACGCCGGCCCGCGCGCGCCGCCGGGGCCGGACCCGCCGGACUGGAGCUGCGGCCGCGACGGCACCUGGCUCCGCGACUUCGCCGCCCACGGCCGCAGGGGCCUCGUCGUCGACGACCUCGUCAAGGCCCACGUCUCCGAGGGCCCGCCGCGCGACGGCGCGCCCAUGGACGAGGUCGCGUCGCGGCUCCACCUCCAGCUCCGCGCGCGCCUCGAGGUCUACGAGGCCUGGAUGCUCAUCGCCGCCAUGCCCGCGGCCUACGGCCUCCACCCGCGCGUCGCGCUGCUCGACUGCAUGCAGGCUCCCAGACCUGGAUGGCGGCGCAUGCGCGCAGCUCUGAUCCGUGCUCUCGAGGCGCGGCGACCCUCUGAGGCAGCCCGACGACGUCCGCGGAUGGCUGGUGCAGGCGACGGCGCCGUCGAAACGUCGAACGGGUCGUGGCUGAAGAAGCGGAAGCGAUCCGACGGCGACGAGGCCCCGGAAGACGGCGACGGCGACGUGCUCUUGCUGAAUGUGGGCGGGCGGAGCUUCGCGACGACCUACGGCACGGUGCGGAGCGCGCCCGGGUAUCUUGCGAACCUCUUCAAGGAGGGCAGCGGCUUCCGCGCGCCGACGCGCGACGCCGACGGCCGGUUCUUCAUCGACAAGAACCCGGACACCUUUGCGGUAAUUCUCGAGUGGCUCCGGGAUGAGGGCCGCCUGCUCCCGCCGGCGGGGCUAACCGGCGCCAUGUGGCUGCGCCUCCGGAGCGAGGCGGAUUUCUUCGGGCUCCAAGACCUCCGGGAGCAGCUCGGCGGCUGCCGGCGGCUCAACUUCGACGGCAUCACCUUGGAGCAGGCGGAACGGUUCGAGAACGAGCCGCUCGACCUCGUCCGCGUCGGCUUCCCCGUGUCGGCGGAGCUCCUCAAAGACAUCAACGUCGAGAACGAGCUGGAAAUCUUCUACGAGACGGGCGUGCCCGCGCACCUGCUCGGGCCCGGGGUGGGCAUCGACAAGUUGAUCGACGAAGGCUACGGCCUCCACUCGCUCUUCGGACUCAAAAUCCAGCUGAGCGCCUUCGGCUCACACCUGGACAACGGACGCGGCAAUCUCCGACGGGGCGAGUGCGGUUACAUCGGAAAUUUGAUGACCCACGCGAACGGAAUCAUCAUCAACGUGACCAAGAACCCGUACUGGACCGGCAUCCACAAGGCACGCAUCGAGCGGGCCGCCCAGAGCCGGUCCGCGGCGGCUCGUUCGUCGCGCGGGAGCCGCGCGAAGGCCGGCCGCGCGCCCGCGAAGACGCUCAGGUACUCGAAGGCGGAGCGGCCGGGCCCCCGCGGCGGCUGCCAGAAGGGCGCGAGCAUGGCCGACGCGUCGACGCCGCUCAUGCCGCCAGGCGAGGGCGUCGCCGCCGCCGUGUCGGCGAGCGUCGGCGCCGCGGCGCAGCGCAAGCCCUGGUACCUGCAGCCCAUCUUCCUCUGCUGCGCCUGCUGCGGCGUCGUCGCCGUCGUCGCCGGCGUCGUCGUCUUCCUCAUGCUCUUCUCGGAGGGCAGCGACGACGACUGGACGAACCCGCUCGACGACAACAUGUCGAACUAUGUUUCGCCGCUGCAGAACGACACGUCGGCCUUCGACGGGUGCGUCGAGAGCGACGGCCAGUUCACGUGCCAGUGGGGGCCCCGCGCGCUGCAGGGCAGGACAAGGGUGAUUCAACGCGCGCUGCUCGAGUUCGAGAAGGUGCGCCAGUUCGUCCUCAACGACACGAACACGAGCGACGUGGCCAUGGAUCUGCUCAUCCCCCAGAAGCUCGCGCUCCGCUACUCGCCGCGGCUCAUGGCCGCGGAGAUCGGCGGCGCGGCCGUCGGCGGCUACUUCGCCUUCACGCUCUACAUGCCCGGCCCGGCGUCCCAAACCACGGGCCUCGCCCCGUCCUACAGCUCCUACAUGAUCGUCAUGCACUGGAACGGCACGCUGCGGUCCGUGACGCCGACGUCGUCUUUGGACGACGGUUACGAAAGCACGCACAUGGACGCGCUCAAGCUGACGGGCCCGGACACCAUCCUGACCUACACGAACAACUGGCUCGAGGAGAAGGGCUACCCCUACGAGUGGUCCUGGCGCCAGGAGACGAAGGACACGCGGGACCACCACCUCAAGCGCCUCUCGAAGAAGAAGCGGUUCAGCUCGCACGACGUCCAGUGGGGCCUCGACAACAAGUCCUACUGGCAGCCCACGGGCGGCGUCAACGAGACGGUCUUCGCCAAGUUCCACGCCAACGGCACGCAGCAGCGCCAGUGGUACGUGCCCAACUGCGGCGACAUCAACCACGUGCAGCUCGUCGAGAACGAGACGCGCGCGAUCAUCUCGUGCCGCCUGAGCGACUCCAUCGUCAACUACAACAUGCUCACGGACCGCGUCGAGUGGGUCGCCGGCGGCGAGAACGGCACCUUCACCAUCACGGACGGCACGGUGACGCUCGCCGCGGGGCUCUCCUACUGGGCGGGGCAGCACAACGUCGAAUACGUCGGCGACGACACCUACCUCAUGUUCGACAACGCCUACAACUUGUACUCGCCGUCGCGCAUCCUCUCCGUGGUCAUCAACGAAACCACGCAGGUCGCCUUCGUCGACUUCUCCUACUCGCCGCUCAACGCGUACCCCCAGGGCUACAGCGAGACGUUCGGCGACAACGACCGCCUCCCGUCCAAGAACCACCUGACGUGCUGGUGGCCGGGGCUCCUCGACCCGGACUUGGACGUCAUGUUCGACGCGCAGAUCCAGGAGGUGACGCCGGCCCAGGAGGUGGCCUGGGAGCUGUCGAUCUACGGCGGCUCCGACUGCUCGGACACGGCGUCCUACAGCUGCAUCCGGUCCAUCAACCAGGGCUGGAAGAUCUACAGCGUCGAGCGCUUUUAUGAUUCGCCCGUGGUCUACAACGCGACGUUCUUCAACGGGACGCUCGAGUUCCUCGCGCACUCGUCCUUCAAGCUGAGCCACCGGACGACGGGCCGUUGGGAUCUGCUCUACGAGGACCGGAUCGUCGCCGCGGGCGAGGUCGUCUUCGACGCCUACUGGAAGCCGUCGACGGUGCUCGCGGAGACGACCUGGGGCCGCAACGACAGCGCGGUGCGCUACCGGAACGUGGGCCUCGUCGUGACGGACGUCUGGGAGCGAACAACGCACGUCGACGUCGAGUUCACGCCGCCCCACGGGUAUUUCACGUAA